Messenger RNA from Alosa sapidissima (American shad), 1639 nucleotides. It is a transcript of the gene necab1, whose product is annotated as N-terminal EF-hand calcium binding protein 1. The transcript is spliced from 11 exons. Gene Ontology annotation, molecular function: calcium ion binding. Gene Ontology annotation, cellular component: cytoplasm. Lineage: Eukaryota; Metazoa; Chordata; Actinopteri; Clupeiformes; Clupeidae. Bases 160 to 1011 code for a protein of 283 amino acids. The record is from RefSeq and is a predicted model, not a curated record. Gene Ontology annotation, biological process: regulation of amyloid precursor protein biosynthetic process.
AUCACCAACCUGCAGAGUGCGUCGUCGGAGACUCCAAACUGGCUCGCGUGUUAUUGUUGCGCUGUUGUUCUUCCUUAUCUCUCCGUAGCCGGACAUACUGUUUGUUUUACUACACAUCUGAUUUAUUAGCUGUUUAGUUUUACUCCGCCUCUUGGACACAUGGAUUGCUCUGAAGAGGUCCAGUCGCUCUCCGAUGAGGCCAGCACUCCGAUGGAGUUGAAGAAAGGAAUGUCCAUAUUCUUGGAUAUACUGCGCAGAGCGGAUAAAAAUGAUGAUGGGAAGUUGUCAUUUGAGGAGUUCAAGGCGUAUUUCUCUGAUGGCGUUCUGUCUGGGGAGGAGCUGAGGGAGCUCUUCCAUACCAUCGACACACACAACACUGACAACGUGGACACAGAUGAGCUGUGUGAGUACUUCUCGCAGCAUCUGGGGGAGUAUGAGAACGUGCUCGCUGCCCUGGAGGACCUGAACAGCACUGUGCUCAGAGCCAUGGACAAGACCAAGAAGGAGUACCAAGAGUCCACCCACUUGGAGCAGUUUGUGACUCGUUUCCUGCUGAAGGAGACGACCAGCCAGCUGCAGUCCCUCCAGAGCUCCAUAGAGUGCGCUAUGGAGACAACCGCUGAGCAGACGCGCCAGGAGAGGCAAGAGCUGCGUCUGGAACCUGUGGAGGAGGAGGUGAUGGGGGGUACCACCAAAUCACAUAUCCUGAUCGUUCAGAGGCAGCUCUCCGUGAUGGAGGAUGAACGUGAUGAGUUCCGUUUGGCACUCCGGCAGUACAUCGACUGUGCCAGCGCUCAGACCGGAUGCCUCCAUGUGUCUGUCCAGAGGCUCGCUAACGAGUCUCGCUUUAUCCUCUACGAGUUCUGGGAACACAGCAACGUGUGGAAGAAUCACCUCCAGACCAACUAUAGUAAGACGUUCCAGAGGGGGAACGUGGACUUCCUGGAGACGCCAGAGGUCAUGACCACCAUGCUGGUGCCAGCUUCAUGGUGGGUUCUGAACAACAACUAGCAGCAGCAGCAGUCUUCCUCUCCAGCGCUGUUGACCAAUCAGGAGGCUGGAUGGUGUAGAGGGGGCCUGAACCCACACGUGUGUCAGCGUUUCAGUGUGACGUCGUCAUGGUGAUAUUUCUUGGAUUUACUCGACCCCCGAGCCUGUGUCAUCCUGAGUAGAAGUAGUGUGUUAUCUCGUAGAUGAUGUGUCCGUCUUCAGUGACACACACACACACACACACACACACACGCACACACACACACGCACACACAUACACACACACAUACACACACACACACACACACACACACAUAUACACACACACACACACACACACACAUAGGGGUUGGAUGAAGCCCUUCACUGUGUAGAUACUGUGCAAUAUCUAAAUGUCGGUAUUCAUAUUUCUAGAGAACUGUGUGUGUGUGUGUGUGACAGAGAGAAAGAGAAGUGUGUGUUUAUGUGUGUGCCUGUGUACAUCUGUAUCUAAACAUGACACACUCUAAUGUAGCAGUAUUAUUGAUAGGGUGGCUAUUGCAGGUUUAAGACACAAUUUUCCUCCCCUGAUAAAACUAACUCUGUAUAAAUGAUAAAUGUCAUCAAAUGUGACUUGUCUGUUUAAAAUUAAAUAUUGUUGUCAAACUUA